GCUAAUGAUGUAUUGAUUUGAACAGAUAUAUAUACAACGACAUUAUAAAUUCUAACCAAGUUCUGGGAGGGUUUGGCGAACAUUAGUGCGGAAUUAACCUUGUAUUUAUUCUCUCAGAUUUCAUGUUUUCAACAAAAGCUUCCAUUCCUGCUCCAUUUCUAAGUUUAAAAAUGCUCAUCGACUAUUUAUAGAGAAGCAUUCCCCUUCUCUUCCAUGCGCAAUUCACCCCGCCCGACUCCCCCGGGUCCCGAGCUUCCCACCCCAGGUAGAAAUUGACGUCAGAGCGGUUCGUAAUUUGACGUGUAAACAUCCCUUUCCCUUCCACGACUCUCUCAUUGGUGGCUCUCCAUGCGCGUUCAAUUACUCGCUCACGCUGCAUUAGAAUUAACAGGAGAACAUAGCGUUUAUCAAGGAAGCUGAACUGAUAUUUCUUGUGUUUUCUUGUACAUAUUUUGUAUUUAUUUAUUAACUUAUUUCUAUUUAACUGUUUUGUAUCCAUCGUGAUCAUCCAAGUCAAUUUUUUGUAAGUGGUUGUAAUUGACUGGAAAUGGAAGAAAGAUGUCGUCCAAUGUUGCUGUGCGGUGUUCUUGCUCUGUUCUGUGCGCUGGUGUCCUCAGCUGUGGACAGACAGUAUCUGAACGAAUGGGCGGUGGAGAUUCCAGGGGGACUCGACAAUGCCCGAUCCAUCGCCGACGAUCUCGGCUACAAUUUAGUCCGACAGAUUGGGGCACUGGAAAACCAUUAUUUAUUCAAGCGGCACAGUCACCCUAGCAGGACCAAAAGAAGUGCGGCUCAUAUCACCAAACGUCUGUCAGAAGAUGACAGGGUGUCUUGGGCUGAACAGCAGUAUGAGAAACGGAGGGCCAAACGCGCCCCACUGGGGGCCGAAUGUAAGGACUGCUCUGUAGACAAACUCUUCGAUGACCCUAUGUGGAACCUACAGUGGUAUCUGCAAGACACCCGGACGUCAUCAUCCCUCCCCAAACUGGACCUACACGUGAUCCCGGUCUGGAAGAAGGGCAUUACGGGCAAAGGAGUGGUCAUCACCGUGCUGGAUGACGGUCUGGAGUGGAACCACACCGACAUUUACCCUAACUAUGAUCCUGCUGCUAGCUAUGAUUUUAAUGACAACGAUCCCGAUCCCUUUCCCAGAUACGACUCCACCAAUGAAAACAAGCAUGGUACCAGAUGUGCUGGAGAGAUUGCCAUGCAAGCAGACAACAACAAAUGUGGCGUUGGAGUGGCCUACAACUCAAAAGUGGGAGGGAUUCGAAUGCUGGAUGGAAUCGUGACAGAUGCCAUUGAAGCCAGUUCUAUUGGCUUUAACCCUGAUCACGUUGACAUCUACAGUGCUAGCUGGGGCCCUAACGAUGACGGAAAAACAGUGGAGGGACCUGGGCGUCUGGCCCAGAAAGCUUUUGAGUACGGCAUCCAGAAGGGUCGUGGUGGGAAGGGCUCCAUUUUCAUCUGGGCAUCUGGUAACGGUGGUCGUCAAGGUGACAACUGCGAUUGUGAUGGAUACACAGACAGUCUGUACACCAUCUCCAUCAGCAGCGCAUCCCAGCAGGGUUUGUCUCCCUGGUACGCUGAGAAAUGCUCCUCUACGCUGGCUACAGCCUACAGCAGCGGAGACUACACCGACCAGAGGAUAACUAGUGCAGAUUUGCACAAUGAAUGCACAGAGACACACACUGGCACAUCUGCGUCUGCCCCAUUGGCUGCUGGGAUAUUUGCUCUGGCUUUGGAGCAAAAUCCUGAUCUGACCUGGCGAGACCUUCAGCACUUGGUGGUAUGGACGUCUGAGUUUGAUCCCCUGGCUAAUAACCCAGGUUGGAAAAGGAAUGGAGCUGGAUUGAUGGUCAACAGUCGAUUUGGGUUUGGUCUCCUGAACGCCAAAGCCCUAGUAGACUUGGCCGAUCCCAAAAUCUGGAAGCACGUUCCCGAGAAGAAACAGUGUAUUGUCAGAGAUGAGACAUUCCAAUCAAGACCAUUGAAAGCUGCAGGUGAGAUAUCCAUUGAGAUCCCCACUAAGGCCUGUGCAGGACAGGUGAAUUCUAUUGUAUCUUUGGAGCAUGUGCAGGUGGAGGUCAGCAUUGAGUACACACGGAGAGGAGACCUACACAUCACACUUACGUCUCCAUCAGGUACUACCACAGUCCUGCUGGCAGAGAGAGAGAGGGAUACGUCAGCCAACGGUUUCCGAAACUGGGCCUUCAUGUCCGUGCACACCUGGGGAGAAAACCCCACUGGCACUUGGACCCUGAAGAUUACAGAUAUGUCUGGACGGAUAGAGAAUGAGGGUCAGAUUAUCAACUGGAAGUUGAUUUUGCACGGGACGUCUGAGAAGCCAGAUCACAUGAAGGCGGCAAGGGUUUACAUGCCCUACAAUGCCGUACAAAAUGAUCGUAGAGGAGUGGAACCGAUGGAAGACAUGAUCAAGGAAGCUCCGACUCCAGCUCAGAAACCUGAAGUUUCAAGUCCAGUGGUCCCAGACUCACUCCCAUCUGCUGCUUCCAUCAGUGUCCCUGAAGAAAAUCCAGAAGCCCCAGGCUCCUCCACUGCCAAUCUGGCCCUGCUGAGUCUCCUCCAGUCAGCCUUCAACAGGCAAACCCCAGUGGUUCCUCCGCACACUCUGGUGGUUCCUCCCAAGACCUUUCAGCCCGAGAAGAUCCCCCCGCAGAAGCUUUACCAGGCCCUCGAUCGGCUAAACCACUACAGGGGCUCCGAGAACGGCUUAUUCGGUGACUACAGUGACAACUUCUAUAGAGCCCAACCGUACAGGCACAGAGAUGACCGGCUGCUGCAGGCGCUGUUUGACAUGCUUGGAGACGACCAGCAGUGAGACAGGAAGAGUAGGUAAAAGAAGUGGAAAAGACUAGCUUA
This is a messenger RNA of Carassius carassius (crucian carp), 2883 nucleotides long. Its product is annotated as neuroendocrine convertase 1-like. Gene Ontology annotation, cellular component: trans-Golgi network; Golgi membrane. The record is from RefSeq and is a predicted model, not a curated record. The transcript has 14 exons. Bases 548 to 2842 code for a protein of 764 amino acids. Lineage: Eukaryota; Metazoa; Chordata; Actinopteri; Cypriniformes; Cyprinidae. Gene Ontology annotation, biological process: protein processing. Gene Ontology annotation, molecular function: serine-type endopeptidase activity.